GGAAAAACAGGAGGUUGAAAAAGAAAUCAAAAGCCUGAAGCUGGAGAAGGAGCAGCUAGAAUCCUUACUGGCAGAUCCUUGAAAAGCAGCUUAAAGAAAUGGAAGAGUGGCAGCAGAUAAUAGAAGCUGAGAGGGCCCUGCUGGACGAGAGGAAGGCAGAAAUAAUCAAGCAGCAAGAAGAGGUGGAUGAUAGUUUGGAAGUAAUGAGAAAUGAGAGAAAUGAUCUUGAGAAGAUGAGGGCUGAGGCUGAUGCAGCAUGGAGCCAGCUGGAACAGAGAAAGGCAGAAAUAAUCAAGCAGCAGAAAGAAGUGGAUGACAGCUUGGAGAACCUCAGAAAGGAGAGGAAUGACCUGGAGAAGAUGAGGGCUGAAGCUGAGCCACUAAGAGUCCAAACUGAAGAAGAUGUAAGGGCAACGCUAAAGCGUGAGAGAGAAGAAAUCGACAUUCUGAAGGCUGAGACUGAGGUGGACAAACAAAAGUUACAGGAUGAGUGGAAAGACCUGGAGGAGACCAAAUUGGAAAUAGCCAGAGAUGCUGAAUAUUUGAAGAAGGUCUUGGAUGAAACCACAAGGGAGAGAGAGAGAGUGCAGGAAAUGACAGUCCAAGUUCAAAAGCAAAAGGAUGAGCUGAGGAUGAAGGCAGAGGAAUUAGAAAUGAUAAGUGACAAUUUGACCAGUGAGCAACAGGAAAUGGAGAAACAUAAAGCCGAAAUAAACAGAGAGAGACUGGUGCUUGACCAGCUUGCCCUAGACACUCAACAUAGAGAAAAUGAGAUUGAUUUCCAGAGAGAACUUUUGCAGAAGGACCGGGAGGCACUGAAUUUUGUUACAACUGAAAUCCAAAUGCAAAAGCAGCAGAUUCAGAACUACGAAAAAGAUUUAGAGAGUUUGAGAGCUAUACUGAAAGAGAAAGAAAGUGAGGGAGUGUGUGUCCACACUUACAUAGCAGACACAGUCAAUGCUGAGACUCAAACAUCAAUAUUGGAUGUAAACCAAACCCAAGACAGAGAACCUUUACAACUAGAAGACCAAACAGGGCUAACAAGCGAAAAGAAAUGGGAGAGAGAGAUGACGGAUGAAAUGCAGGGGAAGAAAAAAAGUAUGGGAACACAGACAGAACAGGUGUCAGUAAAAAUAAUGAAAGAGGAACUGGACAAGAUGAUGACUACUCUGCAACGAGAUCAAAGAGAGGUUGAAUACAUCAAGAAAACAAUUGAGAGAGAGAGGGAGGAGCUAGAGAAUAUGAGACAAGAUCUGAACAGAUCACAAGAACAGACAGACCUCACCAAAGAAAACUUGGAAAAUGAGCGGCGGGAACUUGAACUAGCCAAAAUUAAUAUGCAGCAAUGGAAAAAAAUUGAAACUGAGGGAAGAGACAAACAAGCUACAGAAGAAAAGGACAAAACCCAGCAUGAUAAAGAAGUGGUGCAGGAAGCUGUUAUACCACUUGAAACUGAAUAUGUUAAGAGCCUUAAGAAAACAUUAACCGAGAGAGAGGAACUGGAGAAAUUACGAGCUAAUUUACAAAGAGACCUGAGAGAGAUAGAGAACAUGAGGUUAAUCAUAGAAAGAGAGAGGGAUGAGUUGGAAACAGUAAAGGCUGAAAUAAAGAAAAGCAGAGAGAACACGGAGAGCAUCACGCAGGAGACAACAGAGUGUGAGAAAGAGAGGGAGAAGCUGGAGCUUCUAAAAAUAGAGUGCCAAGACAAACGGAGGGAGUUGCAGCAGGUUAAUGCAGACAUACAAAAACAAAGGGAGAUUAUGAAAAACAUGAGAGAUGAAACAGAAUCAAAGAUGAGAAGCCAAAGGCAAAGCAGAGAACAUGAAUUUGAAGUCACACAGAGUUAUGAAGUGGAGUAUCAGGAUGUUUCCAUACAGUGUCAUUGGAAAGAUCUAGAUUAUGUGAUGGAAGUUGCAACAAAGAAGGAGGAUGAUAUACGCAAGGUAGAGACUGAGAUGAAACCAGAGAUGGUCGAUUCUCAGACUUGGUAUGAAAUCACAGAAUUUAAAAGAGAUGUAGGCACCCAGUCAGACUGGACAGAUAUUGAAGAGCAAAGAGACCUUCCUGAAAAAAGUGAGAGGGUGAAUAUUGGUGAUAAGGAAGAGAUUGAACAAAUAAAACAAAGAAUUCAAGAGAUGAAGGAAGAAUUAGAGAAGAGACUGGAUGACAUUCACCAUAAGGAGAUGGAAAGAGCUGGAAUACAGAAAGAAAAGAUAGAACUGGAGCUGCAAAAGGCUGAGAUGGAGAAGUAUAAUAAAGAGCUUUUACAAGAACGAGACAGUGACAAAAAGACACUCAUGGAGAGAGACAGAGAGAUUCAACUAUUAAAGGAAUAUAUGCUGAUGGAGAUUGAAAGAUUGAAGACCAAAGGGAAAGAAACAGUUACACAACAUGAGAAAAGGGUGGAGCAUCUCAUUGGGGAAAUAUCUCAAAAGACCUCAAGAUUCAGGGAGAUGUCAGACAAAGCUGUUCAAACAGUGAGGGAAGAGACAAGGCAAGAGCAAGUGGCAGCUCAGAGGAUCCAUGUAUCAGAAGGAGCCGAAAGGACAGACAGUGUGGAGCAUACUAGCUCUGCUUUGGAUAUCGUUGUUCAGUAUGAAGAAGAGAGAGUACAAGAAGAGGUGGCAAGGGGAGCAGUGGUCAGUUCUGCCUCAAGUAGGAGAGGAGUACUGCACUGGAUCAGGCGAUGCUGCCUUUGCUGUUGCCCGAGGAAAGUCGAGGAGGAGGAGGAAGAGGACAAUCAACAAGCUUAAAAAAGACACGCAGAUGAAAAGCAAAAGCAAAAUUGACUACAUGUUUACUAAGUCAUGCACUUUAGUCAUCACCAUCGAUCUUUUCUACUCAUCUGUUUUUGAACCGGGAUUUGAGACAAAUUCACUUUUGUCAAAAUACAGAACAUAAUGUAAUUUCAAUUUUUAUGGUGUUUACACUACUUUAUUCUAUGUAACUCUAUAACACUAUAGGUGGUGUGGUUUGUUUAUUUGUUUUUAAAUCUUUUAUUUUCACAUACGGGAUAUCAAGCUUUUGUGUAAUAGUGAUAGGAAGAGUAACAGAAAUAGGAAGCACAGGAAUUACAUUAAGAAAAAAACAAACUUCAAGACAACUUUUUGUCGUCUUACCUUUUGGUGUGUUUGUUGUGACAUUUACAACACAAAAUACAAACAUAAAUUUGUGUAUUUUUGUUUCAAGCAGAUCGACCGACUUCAAAUAAAUACUCCCUUUUCUUUUCUUUUUUUUUUAAAGAAUUGUUUUUGCUUGGGUAUGUUGUUUUCUCUAGUUUCUAAACAGCAUUAUUUGGGGAGCAAAGAAAUUACACACUGACGUGAUGUGCUCACUCUCUUAAUGCUGUCACGAUUUGGCUAACAGUUGUUUUUCUCUUUUUGUUGUUGUUGUUAUCUCAUAUAUAUUGCAAAAUGCAACAGAUGUAAGUCCCCCACCCUUUUGCUACCCCGUGUGACUCCCUGACGUUUCGCUACCUAUGUUGUUGCGGGAAGAGUUAGGUGAAUAGCGCUCUCCUCAAAGAGUGUUACGUCACUUGACAAAACCACGCAACUCGUAGUGUGGAGGAUGCAGUGGCUGGCUUCACAUGCUUCGGAGGAAGCACGUGCUAGCCCCACUCGUUGACCGCGCGGACGUUACAGAACCGGGGAGAAAUAAGAGGCGAGGGGGCAGUCUUAGUAACGAGAUAACAUGGUCUUCUAACUAGUUAUCGAUUGGAUGAUCCAUUUCAUGGUAUUAAAUUCAUAACUAAAUCAUUCGGAAAAUAUUUGGAAAUUUAAGAAAAGCACUCGCAAAGAUUUGUUAUUUAUAACGAAUUUAUGUAUUUGUUUAUGUAUCAUUUAUUAUAUAUAUCGAAUUUAUGUAUUUGUUGCAAUUGUGAACGCUGUCUUCA
This is a messenger RNA of Chanos chanos (milkfish), 3892 nucleotides long. RefSeq names its product trichohyalin-like. The coding region runs from base 99 to 2753 and encodes 884 amino acids. The record is from RefSeq and is a predicted model, not a curated record. The transcript has a single exon. Lineage: Eukaryota; Metazoa; Chordata; Actinopteri; Gonorynchiformes; Chanidae.